Messenger RNA from Acytostelium subglobosum LB1, 1938 nucleotides. RefSeq lists its product as hypothetical. Gene Ontology annotation, biological process: symbiont-mediated killing of host cell. Bases 1 to 1938 code for a protein of 645 amino acids. Lineage: Eukaryota; Evosea; Eumycetozoa; Acytosteliales; Acytosteliaceae. Gene Ontology annotation, molecular function: toxin activity. The record is from RefSeq and is a predicted model, not a curated record. The transcript has 2 exons.
AUGUUCAAACAUAUAAUAUUGGGUGCCAUCUUGGUGUCCAUGAUUAUGAUCACUGUUGACAAGUCUGACGCAGCCUUUAACAAAGUUGGAUGGCUCACUGAGAACACUGCCUUUGUUGGAAGGUUCACGUCGCCACUGGACGACUACUCCUUCCCGUUGUUUACCGAUUUUGGUCCAUCAUUCUAUGCUCACGUUAGCAAGGUGAUCAACGCGCUCAACACCGCUGGCUACUCACCAUUCAUAGCCACAUCCAGCUUUAUCACUUCUAUCUGGAGCUACGUGGUGGAGAACGAGACACCUUACACUACGGGCGACGCCAAGGUCACUGGCCUCUACUCUGCAAUCGUCCAGGCCUCCGUCGACCCUAAUUCUAUCCUCUACAACGAGGACAGCGCAGAUAGAGUAGAUCCAGUAUACUACCAGUUUAUCCAAAUUGCCGCAAAGGACUACACCAACUCGCUCACCGCCUUCACUGCUGCACCCAGUAAUCCUACCACAGCUCUCUACCUUAGAGUUGCCAUUGAUAAACUAGAGAGCCUGCUGACCACUGUGCUUGCGGACGGCGGGGAGUUCCGCAGACAUCCCCUCGAUCAGCUCACCAUCUUCUCCCUGGCCGCCACCUCUCACGUGCUCCUCCUGACCGACCUUGUGCGCUGGGGUGAGACCUGGGGCUUCUCCACCCAGAAUGUGACCACAUACCGCGAUACUUACUACGAGGUCAUCGACGACUACUCACACUACGCCAGAGACGUAUUCGAUGAAGCCAAUACACCAAUGACCAACUUGGGUAACUUUGACGGCUCUGGCCGAUUUGACAACUUCCAGGAUCUGCGUCGGAUCGUGAUCACCCAGGUGUCUGACUUUGUCGCCAUGUGGUACAACCUCGACCCCAAGAUCGCUGGCCUCCACGGCUUCCAUGCAGAGCGUGUGCGCUACCUCUUCUCCAAGACCAUUGGCUACAGUGUCGACCCAGACAUGAUCAGCUCUGAGAACAUCUCCGACUACGUCAGUCCAUCAUUCGAGCGUCUGACCGAGAUGUGGUGGGGACUCAAACAGGAGGACUACAAGGGAGAGAUGACCAGUUUCCUCAUUGUUCACAAGCCCGACGAGAUCAUCUACAGCGCCCAACCAACCUACACGACCAGCCGUCCUGCAACCCCCGCCAGCACUCGCAAGGGCGCCGAAGUUGGAACGCUCGUCGCUGAACCAGGUGUGACCAAGAACAAGAACUUCAAGUUCCCACCCACAUCCGUCACCCAGAACGCAAGCUUCCACCAUGACCAUCUUCCUCGCCGACUCGUCUUCCCCGGCGUCGGCGGACUUGCCCUGGACCGCGGAUGUCUUUCCAACGACGAGUACUGCCAAACAUUCUACGGCGAGAUCGGCCAGCGUAUCACCGACAACAUCGCUGUCCCAGACCACAAGAUUGGCACCGCCUUUGGAUGGGGUACCAACGAGAGGACUACCCUCCACCCGGCGCUCGACGCUAUCACCGUGGGUCUGAUCCCCUCCAACGUGUUUGCCAACAAUGUUAUCUUGCGCGCGACCACCACUGUCAUUGACGCUCAGAAGUACCAGUCCAUCGAUGGCGGCGCCUACUUUGAGCCCGAGACGUUUGGCCCAGGCCUGCACUCGAUGUUCAUCCCAGUUGGUGGCUCGAUCACAUAUCGUUUCGACUCUGUCAACGCGGUCGACAUUGCCUACGACCUGUAUCUUCGCGUGUACACAGGCUCCAAGGUGCCACUCAGUGUCAAGGUGUCCAAGAACGGUGUCGAUGUUGCAACAUUCACUCUUCCCUUCUUGAACAAGAACUCAAUCGUUGAGACCACGCCUGACUAUGACAUUGUCCUGUCUCCCAACCAUGACAACAACCUGUUCACAUUCACCGCAGUUGGAAGCAAUGUGCGUCUGACAUCUAUCAUCCUGGUGCCAAAGUAA